UCACUUAAAAACACAUCUCAGGUGGGUGGGGUGGCUCACACCUGUAAUCCUAGCAUUUUAGGAGCCGGAGGUGAGCGAAUUGCCUGAGCUCAGGAGUUCAAGACCAGCCUGGGCAACAUAGUGAAACCCUGUCUCUAUUAUAAUAUAAAAAAUUAGCCAGGUGUGGUGUCGUGCGCCUGUAGUCCCAGCUACUCAGGAGGCUGAGGUAGGAGAAUUGCUUGAACCCAGAAGGCAGAGGUUGCGGAAAGCCAAGAUAGCGCCACUGCACUCCAGUGUGGGUGACAGGGAGAGACACCAUCUCCAAAAUACUUAAAAAAUACACACACACACACACACACACACCUCAAACUGAACCCUUUAGGGGACACCCAGGCAGGGUGCCCAGCAGGCAGCUGAACUCAAGCACCUAGAGCUCAGGGACUUGGUGGAGCCAGGGCUACAGAUCUGGAGUCAUCAGCACAUGGGUGGUGGUUUCCCCUUCGGGAGGGAAUGAGGUCACCCAGGAAGCAUGCCCAGAGGGGAAGAGCAAAGGGCCAAAGAGGGAAUUGUGGGAGUGUUGACAUUCAAGGGACAGGUAGAGGAAGUGAGUCUACCAGACCCAGGAGGGAAGAAGAAGUAGGAAGAGACCCAGGAGGCCAAGGGAGUGGAAUCAGAGACCCAGGGCCCAGGACCGUGCCUGGCGUGGAGCAGGGCCCGGCUGCCUGCUCCCUCAUGAUCAUGAACAAGAUGAAGAACUUUAAGCGCCGUUUCUCCCUGUCAGUGCCCCGCACCGAGACCAUCGAAGAAUCCUUGGCUGAAUUCACGGAGCAAUUCAACCAGCUCCAAAACCGGAGGAAUGAGGACCUGCAGCUCGGUCCUCUUGGCAGAGACUCCCCGCAGGAGUGCAGCCCCUUCUCCCCAGCAGACAGCGGGGAGGAGCCAGGGCAGCUGUCCCCUGGCAUGCGGUUCCAGCAGCGGCAGAACCAGCGCCGCUUCUCCAUGGAGGAUGUCAGCAAGAGGCUCUCUCUGCCCAUGGAUAUCCGCCUGCCCCAGGAGUUCUUACAGAAGCUACAGAUGGAAAGUCCAGAUCUGCCCAAACCGCUCAGCCGCAUGUCCCGCCGGGCUUCUCUGUCAGACAUUGGCUUUGGGAAACUGGAAACCUACGUGAAACUGGACAAACUGGGAGAGGGCACCUAUGCCACAGUCUUCAAAGGCCGCAGCAAGCUGACGGAGAACCUCGUGGCCCUGAAGGAGAUCCGGCUGGAGCAUGAGGAGGGAGCGCCCUGCACUGCCAUUCGAGAGGUGUCUUUGCUGAAGAACCUGAAGCACGCCAAUAUCGUGACCCUGCACGACCUCAUUCACACAGAUCGGUCCCUCACCCUGGUGUUUGAGUACCUGGACAGUGACCUGAAGCAGUAUCUGGACCACUGCGGGAACCUCAUGAGCAUGCACAACGUCAAGAUUUUCAUGUUCCAGCUGCUACGGGGCCUUGCCUACUGUCACCACCGCAAGAUCCUGCACCGGGAUCUGAAGCCCCAGAACCUGCUCAUCAAUGAGAGAGGGGAGCUGAAGCUGGCUGACUUUGGACUGGCCAGGGCCAAAUCAGUGCCCACAAAGACCUACUCCAAUGAGGUGGUGACCCUGUGGUACCGGCCCCCUGAUGUGCUGCUGGGAUCCACAGAGUACUCCACCCCCAUCGAUAUGUGGGGCGUGGGCUGCAUCCACUACGAGAUGGCCACAGGGAGGCCCCUCUUUCCGGGCUCCACAGUCAAGGAGGAGCUGCACCUCAUCUUCCGCCUCCUCGGGACCCCCACAGAAGAGACGUGGCCCGGAGUGACCGCCUUCUCCGAGUUCCGCACCUACAGCUUCCCCCGCUAUCUCCCACAGCCGCUCAUCAACCACGCGCCCAGGUUGGAUACAGAUGGCAUCCACCUCCUGAGCAGCCUGCUCCUGUAUGAAUCCAAGAGUCGCAUGUCAGCAGAGGCUGCCCUGAGUCACCCCUACUUCCGGUCUCUGGGAGAGCGUGUGCACCAGCUUGAAGACACUGCCUCCAUCUUCUCCCUGAAGGAGAUCCAGCUCCAGAAGGACCCAGGCUACCGCAGCUUGGCCUUCCAGCAUCCAGGACGAGGGAAGAACAGGCGGCAGAGCAUCUUCUGAGCCACGCCUACCCUGCUGUGUCCCAAGGGGCAAGAGGUCACAUGGAGCACAAAUUCGGGUAGGACGGCGCCUGUGUGGUCCUCGGAGGACUGAAGAAUGAGGGCUGACAGCCAAUCCGGAAGACCGCUUGGCAGCCCUGCUGGCCACGGCUGUUUCUUCUCUCUGCUUCCCACCUGCCUCCCCGGUGGCCCUCACCUGCAUACCAACCCCUCCAUCACUCACCUCGGGGCUGGCAUGAGCUGCUUCCCUGAGAGGAUGCGAGACGGUGGGGGAGGACCUCGUACCCUCUCCCACCCUGAAGUGCUUGGGCACCAGCGUGGGAUGCACAUGGAUGGGAGAGCAAGACACCAGGAUGGGCAUUGCGCCCUGGGUACAGGCUCUACCCUCCUCUCCCAGGGGACUGCCUAGUCCCCCUUUGUGGCCCCUUGGAGCCCACACACAUUUCAUCUUUUUCCCUCCUACAGCAAGAAGAGACGGCAUGCUCUCUGGGACCCUGGAAUCCUGGGUGCCUAUGUGUGUGCCAGAGCCUGCCCCACCUGGCAGGUGUCCCAGUGACAGAAGGAAUAGUUCUCUCUUUCCAUCAGCCCUACCCUACCCUCAUUCCCUUGACACCCUCUAGCUUGAUCAAGGCUGAGCAGCGCCGGCAUGCUUGGAUGCCCAGCUGUGUGCAGAGGUGGCUUGGGACUGCCACUUGCACACCUGCCACCUCAGCCAGCCCCCGCCCAGCCCCCCAGUCUGAAUGGAGUUGCCUUAUAUUGGCAGGUGGUAGCACGCUCACUGCCCUUGGAGCUGUGACCCGGCUCCUGCCUGUCCACUCCUUCCCGAGGUGGCUUCUGCUUAUCUUAUCCUGGGGUGCUGAUUAGCCAGGCCUGGUCAGGAUCCUAGGCACAGCACCCAGAUAUGCAGAGUCACCCUCACCCUGGUGCCGGUCUGACCUCGGCUCCCAGAGGCUGGCACAGCCUCCCCAUCCCUCCUUCCUGGCCCUGUGACUCUGUCCACCUGAUCCCAAUACCAGUUUCCCUGAUCCCCUGCCACCCCAGAGGGUGGCCACAACAGGGAGAUGUGUAGAUGCCACCAUCUGAGGUAGAGGAACAGGGAACAGGAGCAGGCUCUGACGCUGAGAGGCUUGCCUCCGGGGUCUGGCAGCCUGAGUGGCAUGGCUCCUGAAGAAGGCACCCCUCUGUGUCCCCCAGGUCUCCUCAACACUGGGCUGAUCUUGAAUGGCACAGGCCAAGGGGAGGCUAGCCUCGCCUUUCUAUCUAGGCCCCCUACCCUGCCCACCUCAGGCCCCUACCCUCCACUCCUCCCCAUGGUACUGUGAAUGUCUGUGACUCAGCGCAGAGACAGAUAAUAUAUUUAAUUCAUGGUGUACAGAAA
This is a messenger RNA of Callithrix jacchus (white-tufted-ear marmoset), 3513 nucleotides long. RefSeq names its product cyclin dependent kinase 18 (gene CDK18). Lineage: Eukaryota; Metazoa; Chordata; Mammalia; Primates; Cebidae. Gene Ontology annotation, molecular function: ATP binding; cyclin-dependent protein serine/threonine kinase activity. The record is from RefSeq and is a predicted model, not a curated record. Gene Ontology annotation, cellular component: cytoplasm; nucleus. Gene Ontology annotation, biological process: protein phosphorylation.